AGUGGUGCUCCUGUGGGGAUGGGGUUUGUGAUAUACGUAGCGGUGUCAUAUGCAUCAUUUUUUAUGGGGGUGUAGGAAUAUAUAGUUGUGUUCAUUGGUCUGUUUUCUUUAAGGUCGCGGGGGGGGGGGCUUUACGUUAGCAUGCUGUGUGUGGGGAGUACAAUGUGUAUGAAGGCGUAUAUGUUGGGGAUGGUGGGAGACAGUUUACUUUGUUAGGUGUCCACCUUAUAGGGGUGUGUGUGUAAAUGACUUCAAGAAUGUGAUUCAAAUGAAAAGGCUAUUGAACUUUCUUCUAAUCUUAAUUCUAUCAUCUAUGUAUCUAUAUCUUAUUUUAUCUCUUAUUUUCAGAAUUAAUUAUAAAGACAAGUAAGAUCUUUAAAAUUAGAGAGGUGAAGACCUUCAUUCACAACGGUCAAGGACCUGGUUUAGAUUUGACACCAGCAUCCCAAAGACUGAACUUUGAUGAGUGCAUGUGUAUGUGGCUGAACUGGUGUAUAUGUAUAUGAGUAUGUAUACACAGACACACACUUACUGCAUGUAUGAGGCUGAAAAGUUCAUAGGCUAACCAAGAUAUCCUCAUUGAAUGUGACCAAAUGAGGUUUAUGUGGUAUGACGUCAGCGACUAGGGAGCUGACCGCUGACUGGAAGAGGAAGCCUCGAUUGGGAUUUCGUACCCUUCUCGAGGGGGGUUGUUGCGAUACGAAGACGUGCGAGGUAAUCGUCCAGGUAAGGGAGAGGCAGCUGCUAUUUCUAGCGUUCUUCGGGUCGGGCCAGGCACGAGGACAGGAUACCACAGGACAGACUCGUGCGGUGGAAGGAAGAUGAGUGCUUGGAUCUCGUUGGUCAAAAAACUCAUCAACAGCAGAUAUGACGUCAUCAUCACUGUGGUACUGGUUCCCAGUCAAGUGUUUUUUCAUGUUGGGGAACAGGUGAUAGUCAGAUGGGGUAAUCUUCAAGUUUAGGGGAUAAAAAAAUAAAUAAAAAUAUUCAAGGGAAAUAACUGAACGACUUACCAGUAUUAUCCGUUUUCUUCUAGCUGUUUAUAAAUAAAUCACACCCUAACCCUAACGUCAAUCAAAUCACGUGUGUGAUUUAUUUAUAAACAGAGAUGUACGGAGAAUACUGGUAAGACGUUCAGUUACUUCCCUUGAAUAUUUUUAUUUAUUUUUUUAUGCCCCUAAACUUGAAGAUUACCGUCAGAUGGUACCCAAUCAGGAGACUAGUGAGGAUAAUCACUACUCCAAAGCCACAGUCAUGAACAACAGCCAUCAGAACCACAGACUUGUGUGCUGGAACUUUGUUCUGAUGAAACAAGCCCCCUUUUUUGCCAGUUUCCUUGACAGUCUGGUAUCGAUAGCCUUUUGUGACAGCCUCAACAAAUUGGCAUAGUACUCUCCAUUGAUGGUAUGGCCCUUUUGAAUAUAGUCAAUAAACAAUGCCUUUUGCAUCCAAAAAAUCUGAGACUAUCACCUUCUCUGCAGAUGAAAUUGCCUUGGCCUUCUUUGCGGCAGAUGAGGAGUAUUUCCACUGCAUGGAUUGUCUCUUUCUCUCUGGCUCAAAGUGAUGAUGCCAACACUCAUCUUGGGUUAGGAAACCAGCUGCAUCUGCCUCAAACAAGGGUGUCUGAUGAUAUUGAACCCACAGACUAAAGAUUGAAGACUGGCAUUACCAAGGACUCUGAGAAUCUUGUUUAUACAACUUAAGUUCUACCACUGAAAUAUUUCCUUUGAAUUGCAAGUAAUAUUUGAUAAUGAAUGCACACAUGUAACUUUUAAAUGGUCCCUGUGAUGGUGUAACAUCAAAAUUUACUGAGAUUUUCCUUUUGUCUUAAAGACUUUGAAGAAAGUAUAUCUUUUUCAUUGAAAAUAUUUAAAGAAAUAUUUACCUGAUGCAAAUUCCAGGAGCAUUUUUUUUUAAUUUUGUGAAGAAAAUUUGUUAUGGAGGAGAAACUGAGUGAGAGUCAAGUUCAUAAUAAUAAUAAUAAUAAUAAUAAUGGUGUUUCACAUCAAACAAAGUAGACACCAUACAUGUGUGACAUCUGUGGGGAGUCUUUUAAAAUGCAAAAAUGUUUAAUUCAACAUCAGUCUUUGCACACAGACUCUGAACUCUAUGACUGAUAUUUGUGGCAAAAAGUUCUCCACAGAUGAAAAUUUAUCGAACCACAAACAUAUUCACACAGAAAUGAAACCAUAUUGCUGUGAUAUUUGUGGGAAGGUACUCUCUGAAAAAAAUGGUUCAUCUAACCACAAAUGUAUUCACACAGAAGAAAAACCGUACCGUUGUGAUAUUUGUGGUAAAAAAUUCCUGAAAAAUACUGCUUUGUUGAACCAUAUACGAAUUCACACAGGAGGGAAACCAUACGACUGCAGCAUUUGUGGGAAAGCAUUUUCUCAACAUAGUAACUUGUUGAACCAUAGAAGAAUUCACACUGGUGAGAAACCACAUUGUUGUGAUAUUUGUGGUAAAUCAUUCUCUCAAAACAGCAAUCUGUUGGUUCAUCGCCGUAUUCACACAGGAGAAAAACCAUUCCACUGUGAUAUAUGUGGUAAAGCAUUUUCUCAGAAUGGUAAUUUAUUAAUCCACAGGAAAACUCAUGGAGGAGAGAAGCAAUAUCAUUGUGAAAUAUGUGGUAAAACAUUCUUUGUUAAUUCUUCUUUAACUAGACACAUACGAAUUCACAUAGGUGAAAAGCCGUACUCCUGUGAUAUCUGUGGAAAAACAUUCACUGCUUCUAGUUCAUUAUCAAUGCAUAAACUUAACCAUACAGGCAAUAAGCCAUACCACUGUGACAUUUGUGAUAAAGCUUUCCUUAACAAUAACGCUUUGUUGAACCACAAAAGAAGUCACACAGGUGAGAAACCAUACCAGUGUGACAUUUGCAAGAAAUCAUUCUCUCAGAAUAGUAAUUUAUCGACACACAAACGUAUUCACACAGGUGAGAAACCGUAUCAGUGUGAUAUCUGUGGUAAAUCAUUCUCUCAAAAUAUCAAUUUAGUAAACCAUAGAUGUAUUCAUGUUUGACAAAAGAGUUAUUUAGUCCUGUAAAGUUAAUUGUACAGAAGGAAAAAAAAAAAAUACCCAUAGCACUGAGAUAUAUGUGUGGUAAAAAUUAAUGAGGUACUUAUGGUACAAUUGAAAACUAUAUUCAUAACAUACUAAUGAUGUAAUUGGAGCCAUGGACUCAGCUUGCAAUUUAUUUAAUUAAAGAGCAGCAGAAUCAGUAGCAGUAUUAAGUCUGGUAAUGUCAACCUGUACCUACAUUCCUGUGAAAAACUAUACCACCAAAGCUGUCUUUUAAACAAACAUUUUAGGUGAUAGUGUCUUACACACUGAUUUAAACUAUUCAUGUUAUGUAUUGAAUAUUCCUUACAGCUGUAAAAGUAAGAAUCACACGAACUAACCUAAACGGACUUUUCCAAGCAUGCAUUAUUUAUUGUCAUAUUUGGGGACGGUCGUCUUUUGCUAAUUCAACACAUGCACUAUAUAUUUGAUUUUCUCUUUAGCUUUAGGCAGAAUUCUUUUAUCACACAUUCUGUGACCUCUUUAGCAGCUUUCUGUCCCUUGUGUCUCCUUUUGUCCUGUCUCUUCCAUUCUGUCGCCUCUUAUCCUGUCCAUUUCAUUUUAUCUUUCAAAAUGGAAUAGACAAGGCAAAAGGAGACAUGUGGGACAGAAAGUCAGUGAAAAGGUUACAGAAGAUGUGACAAAAGAACUCUGACAAAUAAACUAAUACAAGUCCAAGUUCAGAAAUUCACCAUUCAAAAUAGUUACAGCCUAAAGGGAGAUAAUUGAGAAAAAUUUGAAAGUUAAUGCUUGUAAUCAUGUAAAGUAAAUAUAACAAAAAAUAAUCCAGAAUCUUUGUCCGGUACGAGAUUGAUCUCAAAAUCUAAUCAGUUCAUGCCAGUCAUGAGGCCAAACAUCCUGGAAAGUUUCAUCUGAAUCCAUCCUGCGGUUCUUGAGAUAUUUUGUCCAUGGACAAACAAACAAACACGACUGAAAACAAUGCCUUCACUAAGGCGAAGGUAAUAAUAAUAAUUUAUUCUUUAUUAGCCACAAGAGCUUACACAAGACAACAUGAAGUGACAAAGCAGGACGAUACAAUGGGUUUUAAAACGUGUAAACAGUGUAAAAAGCUGCCCAAGCUUCAUGUCUAUUUUGGCAUGGUUUCUGUGGCUGUAUGCCCUUCCUAAUGCCAACCACUUUACAGAGUGUACUGUGUGCUUUUUAUGUGGCACUUGCAAGACAAGGAUCUCUUGGCUGAAAGAGAGUUGGAGUUGGGAGCAUGACCAUAAAGGACAUACCUGUAUGGAUGGAUGGCCAUGGUUUUACUUACAUUCUUUUCUACUCUAGGCACAAGGCCCGACAUUUUGGCAGAGGGGGCCAGUUGAUUAGAUCAACACCAGUAUGCAACUGGUACUUAAUUUAUCAACCCCGAUAGGAUAAAAGGCAAAGUCAACCUCGGCGGAAUUUGAACUCGGAACGUAAAGACAUGAAACACUGUUAAGCAUUUCGCCCAGCUUGCUAACGUUUCUGCCAGCUCACUGCCUUAUUUACUUACAUUGACCUGACACAAUUUUACUUACAUUGAUGUGUCUUCUCAAGCAUAGCAAAUCACUAGAAGUCUCAGUCCCUUGUCAUCUCAACGAACGUUAAUUAAUGAUGAUGAUAAACUAUUGUUUUUAUAUGAUUUCCAUUAUUUUGAAUAACUAACUAUCCCUUUGUUUAGACCAGACAAGGUCUCCACACUACAGAUGGAAAAAGUGAAAAAUAAAGAAAUAUAUAUAUACACCUAUAUAAAUUACAUUUUGUUGUAAUCUCUACAGUAAUUUGUUAUUUUCUACAGUUCUCUACAAGCCAAUAUUUAUAUAAUUGCAAAUGUACUCACACAGGUAAUAUCUGUGAUGAUGCAUUCUCUCAAUAUAAUAAUUAUUUACACAAAAAAGAAACCAUGCCAUUGUGAUAUUUGUGGUAAAGUAUUCUCUCUAAUUUAAACACAAAUAUGUCCACAAAAGAGAAAAACCCUACCAUUUUAGUAUUUGUAGCAUUCUCUCUGAAGUUCUAAUUUAUUGAUCCAUAAAAUCAUAGAAAAUAAAUCAAAUCACUGUAAUAUCUGUAACAAAACUCCUUGAAGGAUAUCCAGAUGACAUUUGAGAGGGCCAGCCAUUGGAUAUGGAUGAAAAAGAAUGAUGAAACUUGGCUGGAGAGGUGAUGAUCCCAAGAUGGACUUGAGUUUGAAUACUAGUCAGUUGAAACAAUAAAUGGGGCCUCACAUCAGUGAGUGAGGCUGGUACACUGUAAAGUUAUUGAGAGGAAGGCCCUGAAAUGAUGCACAUUCUCUCAUGAUGACUCCUGAAACCUACUGGCAUCUGAGUAUCUGAUGAUAUUGAGAUGACACCCUGAAGACUAAAGAAUGAUAUUGCUAAGGAUACAGGGGAUUGUGUUUAUAUAACUUCAAUUUUAUCGCCAUGAACUAUUUCUUGUGAAAUGCAAUUAAUUUCAUAAAGACUGUAUUAUUUCUGUGAUGGUGUAACAUCAAAAUUUACCGAGACUUUUCAGUUGUCUUACAUAAUUUCUUCCAUAACUGUUCAUAAAAAAGUAUUUUUUAUUCAAAAUAUUGUAAGUGGUAUUUCUCUUGAAAAUUAAAAGAGGAAGAUUUUUCUACUUUCUAAAGAACACUUGAAGCUAUGGAGGUAAAAGUGAGUCAGGUCCAUAAUGAAACACAACCUGAUAAUAACAAUGUUUCUCAUCAAACGGAGAAGGCAUCAUACAUGUGUGACAUCUGUGGGGACUCUUUCAAAAUACAAAAAUGUUUAAUUCAACAUCAGUCUAUGCACACAGAUUCCGAACUCUAUGAUUGUGAUAUUUGUGGUGAAAAGUUUUCUACGAAUGAAAAUUUAUCCAAUCACAAACAAAUUCAUGCAGAGAUGAAACCAUAUUGCUGUGAUAUUUGUGGAAAGGCACUUUCUGAAAAGAAUGGUUUAUUUAAUCACGAAUGUAUUCAUGCAGAAGAAAAACCAUACCACUGUGAUAUUUGUGGGAAAGAAUUCUCUCAAAACAGUAAGCUAUUAACCCAUAGACGUAUUCACACAGGAGAAAAACCAUAUCGUUGUGAUAUCUGUGGCCAAACUUUUUCUGUUAAUGGUUCAUUAUCUACACACAAACGUAGUCACACAGGAGAAAAACCAUAUCGUUGUGAUAUCUGUGGGAAAACGUUCUCAGCUAGUAGCACAUUGUCUACACAUAAACAAAUGCAUACUGGCGAAAAACCAUACCAUUGUGAUAUCUGUAGUAAGUCAUUCUCUCUAAAUAGUAAUUUGUUGAAACAUAGACGCAUUCACACAGGAGAGAAACCAUAUCACUGUGAUAUUUGUGGUAAAACAUUCUCUCAUAGUAGUAAUUUAUUAACCCAUAGACGUAUACAUACUGGAGAAAAACCAUACCAUUGUGAUAUAUGUGGUAAAAAAUGCAAUACUAAGGAACGUUUAUUAAGCCACAAACGCAUUCACACAGGAGAAAAACCAUACAAAUGUGGUACCUGUGGUAACACAUUCUCUGAUAAGGGGUAUUUACAGUCCCAUAAACUGAUUCAUACAGGAGAAAAACCAUAUCACUGUGAUGCAUGUGGUAAAAAGUUCUCUACAAAACAAUAUCUAUCUAACCAUAAACGUACUCAUGCAGGAAUAAAACCAUGCCACUGUGAUAUUUGUGGUAAAGCAUUCUCUCGGAAUAGUCACUUAUUGACUCAUAAACGUAUUCACACAGGUGAGAAACCAUAUCACUGUGAUAUUUGUGGUAAAUCGUUCACUCUAAAUGGUCAUUUAACUAAACACAAACGUAUUCACACAGGCGAGAAACCAUAUCACUGUGAUACCUGUGGUAUGACGUUCUCUCAGAGCUCUAAUUUACUGACCCAUAGACGUAUUCAUACAGGAAAUAAACCAUACCACUGUGAUAUCUGUGGUAAAACUUUUUCUGCCAAUGAUUCUUUAUCCAGACACAAACGUAUUCACACAGGAGAAAAACCAUAUCAUUGUGAUAUCUGUGGUAAGACAUUCUCUGAUAGUAGUUCUGUGUCAUCUCAUAAGCGAGUUCAUACUGGUGAAAGGCCAUAUCAUUGUGAUAUCUGUGGUAAAACAUUCACUGCUAGUAAUUCAUUAUCUACACACCAAACUAUUCACACAGGUGAGAAACCAUAUCAUUGUGAUGUUUGUGGUAUAAAAUUCUCUAAAAAUUGUAAUUUAAUGAGGCAUAAACGUCUUCACACGGGCGAGAAACCAUAUCACUGUGAUUUCUGUGAUAAAACAUUCACCUCAAGUUCUGAUUUGAACACACACAAACGUGUUCAUACAGGCGAGAAACCAUAUCACUGUGGUAUCUGUGGUAAAUCAUUCUCUCAGAAUAGUCACUUAUUGAACCAUAGACGUAUUCACACAGGCGAUAAACCUUAUCAAUGUGAUAUUUGUAGUAAGGCAUUUUCUAGAAAAGGUGACUUAUUAAAUCACAAACGUUUACACAGGAAAGAAACUACACCUCUAUGAUAUUUGUGAUAGAUCAUUAUCCUGUUAACCCGUUAGCAUUUAGACUGGCCUUAUCCAGCCCAAAUAUUCUACUUGUUUUAUGUUCAAACUGACCAGGUCCAGCCUUUCACACCUACCCUAUAAUGUCAUUCUAAAACUAAACAAUUAUGUCAUUGAAAUUUCAAGGCUACAAGAUGAUGCAUGAUUGAUGCAAAACAAUAUGAAUAAAUAAGCAUUACGUUUGACAAUAAUCUCAAUGCUAAAGGGUUAAUCAGUUAAUAUACAGAGAAUGUAUACUAAUUCUGUUGAAAUUCUUCAAAAGCUAUUUAUGUUAAGAUAAUUAAGUCGUGAUAAGAUUACAGGCAUCCUAGACCAACCACAUCCCAAUAAAGACAUUCAAAUGAUUGGUAAUAUCUCAUCAAUACAUUCUAACCUUUUUCUCACACACAAUUUGUCUUGUAUUGCUGUCUUUCCUACCCAAACAACACUUUCCUCUACUCUUCAGAUUUGGCUGGUUUUGUGUAAUUUCCCCUCAGGCCUUCCAAUCGGAUGAAAUAAAGUGGGAUUGCUUACUUUGAGUAGUCCUAGGUGCCCCGCGAUGCAGUUAGCCAUAACCCAGAUUAUAACAGUACUAGCACAGUAUCCACCUGGAUAUUUCAUCCCUAUCCAUUGUAUAUAUAUAUAUAUCAUCAUCAUCAUCGUUUAACGUCCGCUUUCCAUGCUAGCAUAUAUAUAUAUAUAUAUGUAUAAAUAAAUGUAAAUGUGUGUGUGUGUAUAUACAUAUAUAUAUAGGCAAAAGUUAAAAAUACGUACACCCAGUGUUUUAGGGUUUUUGUUAUGCCGAAAACGGCUGGUGUACGUAUUCUUUACCUCUGCCAUAUAUAUAUAUUCAGGGCCAACAGUUCUCAACUGGUACUUAUUUUAUCAACCCCAAAUGGGGUUCAAAGACAAAGUUGACUUUGGCAGAAUUUGAACUGAGAACGUAAAGACAGACAAAGUGCCUCUAAGCAUUUUGCCUGGCAUGCUAACAUCUCUUGUUUCUCAUAUUGUAUACCCAUCCCACAACACCCACACUCACCACUUCUUUCAGUUCUAGAAAGAGGAAAAACUUCAUUAAUAAAACUUAUGCAAUAUCUUUGGUAAAUAUAUUUACACUGGGAUUUUAUGUCAGUGUCAUGUAAUGUUGGAAUUGUUUUGAAUAUUUUCCUUUGUUGUAAAAUGAAAAUAAUAAAAUACGCAGCUAUAAUUGUAACCACA
Messenger RNA from Octopus bimaculoides (California two-spot octopus), 8771 nucleotides. RefSeq lists its product as uncharacterized. Lineage: Eukaryota; Metazoa; Mollusca; Cephalopoda; Octopoda; Octopodidae. The record is from RefSeq and is a predicted model, not a curated record.